CGUAGGACACACAUAAGCGCUGUCCUGAAUCUUAAUGCACUCUGGAAUCAAAUAGCAUGAACAGUUUUUAUAUGUAGGCUUUUCAGAAACAGCAUUUGCUUCGGUUGGUGCAGGAUGAGAUGUCAGCGCGACGCCGGGCAGAUUAUCGAGGCUUUGUUCAGAAAGGUACCCCUUUUAUGAGGUCCUAUAAAAGCUCACCGUAUAUGAAGCCAUUUGAACUCUAUUUACAAGGUCAGAAUGACGCUGGCAUUGACUCCUGCGGCCGUGUGUCAGUGCUUCACUCUGGUUUCGCUCUGCACGUCUAUUGCCGACCCAAACUGGAUCCAAGUCCAGAACACGUCUGAUCCAAGCAAACAGCUCAUCUAUGGAGUAGCCUUCACGCUACACGCAUACCAGAAUCACACGGACACAGGUCCUCUGGGUGGACUGAGCGGAUGGGGAAUGUGGCUGCUGUACAUCCUCGCGGCUCUCUGCUACAGCGCUGUCCUGUUUUCCAGUUUCUGCUUCCUGCUGGACUUCCUUGGGGCAGCUGUCAAUCACUCAAAGCUGGUGACAUCAUUGCACAUCUCAACAGCUUUAAACUGUCUGGCGGUGCUGGGCGUGUGCGUAACCUGUUUGUGUGUGAUCCAACACAACCUGCAGCAUGGGAGACUCGGCUCGCUAUUGGACCGAAGAGAAAGCCCGUCUGUCAGGCAGAAAAACGAGCUGCAAAUGUCUCCAGGAGAAAGUCUGUACAUCGAGGUGCUAGGCCUGGUCUUCUCACUCCUGGCAUGUGCGUUUGCCCUCAAGGGUCGCCCGGAACCCAUCCCGCCCUGCCUGAGUGUGGAGGGCGGGGACAGUGACACAGAGCCUUUGAUUGGUGGAGCAGAGCAGGGGGAGUGACUUGAUUACGCACUUAUGACAGUAUACUAGUACUAAAGAUCUCAGAAGCACAUGGAUCUCUGUAUUCACAAUAUUCACUUUACUGAUGUCUAUGUGGGAACCAAAGAGAAGAGCGCUACUGUACAAUGAGAUCUUAAAGCAGAAGUGUGUGAUUUUGUUAUUGGUUGUAUCUGUCGGUAGUGCAUUGGUAGUUUGGCUUCUGCAAGAGUGUAAACACUGUGACGCCCUCAAAAACACACAACAGUCUGACUCAACCAGUGGCUUAAUUUUGGGCGGGAAUAUCAGUUUGGCGUAAUAAUGGGAGGCGGUGGGAGUGAUUGGGAAACCGGUUUUAAAACAAUCAUUAUAUUUGCGAUUCCAUUUGGUGAUGCAGAAAUCACACACUUUAGCUUUAGGAUUAUUCUUUAUAGAAAUGUAUAAUACUAACUCUUGCAAUUCUCCAGGGAUUUUGUACUUUCGGACCAAAUGCAGAAAUCACUAAUCAGGGCUACAACAUACGGUAUAAAUCCACAUUUAAACAAAUGAAUUCAACAGAAAUCCUCAGUGUGCCUCAAUGUUGUUUUGAGACAUUAAGCAUCUAAAAAUGGUUAUAGAGCUCAACAUGAAAUCAAAAUGAACUAUAUGUGUUUUCUAAAGCAGUGUUUCCGAACCGCUGUGCCGGUUAUAUUAUUUUAAUAAUAAAAUUAUAUAAUAAAUAAAUAAAUGCAUGAAAAAAACAUACUAUUUUCAGGGAUCCGAACUCACAUUUGUGGUUGUGAAGAGCAAUGAUUAAUGUGCAGAAGUGAGUGAUAUUUAUAAGCAUUAAGGGUCAUCGCAUGACUAGCGUCAGUGCUGCAGAAUACAUUGAAGUCUAUGAAGUGACGUCACAGCAAAGUGCUUUUCACACACGUUUUUGCUUCCCCAAUAAUGUCUUUGAGAGUACUAAGUAACCAGAAAUAUUUAAAAACUGUCCAAAUUUGUGAAAAGACAUUGACUGUCUCAAAAUUUCGUUUAAUUAAACCAUGAAAACACUUCGACCUAAACCUAACAGGAACGACCCCACCUCCUCACUGCCAAAGGUCCAGAGCGUAAGUCCGGUUUUUGUUUUUGUAUUCGUUAAUAUCAUCCUUAACAGGAGUUACAUGCGCAGCAACUGUUGUUAUGUUCUCAUAGCAAAAUCUGUGAGGGCGGUAAAGUUAGUUUGACGGUCGACAUUAGGUUUGGCAGAUGUAAGGGACCGUCUGAAAACUCCACUCACUAUGCUAAAACACAUUCAUUCAAUUCACGUGCAAGUUAUACAUGAAAAGAAAACCGUAAAAA
Xyrauchen texanus (razorback sucker) is the source of this 2181-nucleotide messenger RNA. Its product is annotated as transmembrane protein 127. The record is from RefSeq and is a predicted model, not a curated record. The transcript is spliced from 5 exons. Bases 238 to 882 code for a protein of 214 amino acids. Lineage: Eukaryota; Metazoa; Chordata; Actinopteri; Cypriniformes; Catostomidae.